Messenger RNA from Periophthalmus magnuspinnatus, 891 nucleotides. RefSeq names its product homeobox A1a (gene hoxa1a). Gene Ontology annotation, molecular function: RNA polymerase II cis-regulatory region sequence-specific DNA binding; DNA-binding transcription factor activity, RNA polymerase II-specific. Bases 1 to 891 code for a protein of 296 amino acids. NCBI's taxonomy places the organism in Eukaryota, Metazoa, Chordata, Actinopteri, Gobiiformes, Gobiidae. The record is from RefSeq and is a predicted model, not a curated record. The transcript is spliced from 3 exons. Gene Ontology annotation, biological process: regulation of transcription by RNA polymerase II. Gene Ontology annotation, cellular component: nucleus.
AUGAGCAGUUUCCUAGACUACUCUGUGAUGAGCGGGGACGCCGGUUCGUGCUCGGUCCGGGCCUUCCACUCAGAACACGGGAUUACGAGUUUCCAGUCCUGCGCCGUGAGCGUCAACACCUGUGGGGCAGGUGAGCGCUUCAUGGGAAGCCGAGCAUCACCUCCAGACGGGAUCCCUCCGCCUCAAGCGGGAUCGUACCAGUCUCUGGGUGUCAGCUACGGGGCGUGCACCUCUGGCUAUGAGCCGCAAACUUUUUACAAUCACUACGCCCUCAAUCAGGAAGUGGAAGGGUUCCCACAGUGUGGCCCGUUGGUUUACUCGGGUAACAUUACUUCCUCUGUGGUAGCUCAUCAUCGCCAGAGUUACACCACAGCAGCGGGAACAGCGCCCUUGGGUCAGCUGCAGUACGCGCACGCGGCCUACGGAGGAGGGCACGAGCAGGGCAACGGCGCAGUCUCCGCACAGACCUUCGACUGGAUGAAAGUGAAGAGGAACCCGCCCAAAACAGGACGGUCCGGAGAGUAUGGUUACGGAGGGCAGCCCAACACCGUGCGCACUAACUUCACCACCAAACAGCUGACGGAGCUGGAGAAGGAGUUCCACUUCAACAAGUACCUGACCCGGGCGCGGCGCGUGGAAAUUGCCGCUGCUCUUCAGCUGAACGAGACUCAAGUCAAAAUCUGGUUCCAGAACCGGAGGAUGAAGCAGAAAAAGCGGGAGAAAGAGGGGCUCCUUCCCGCCAAACCCUCGCCUUCCAGUGACCUGCCGGAGAGCGGUCAGGACAGAACGGACGACGCUGCAUCAGACAAGUCUCUGUCCGCACCCUCCCCGCCGUCUCCUUCGUCCUCCACCGGCUCCUCUGCUGGGGCUGACCCCUACUCCUCAAACUAA